ACGCCGCAGGUAUACCGGCUCCACAUUGGUUGGCUGGUGCCAUACCUUGCUGCCGUCAUUGUGCUUUGUGCCUGCGCGAUUAUCAUCGUCGCAGUACGAUUUCGGUUACAGGUCCCGGAAGUCCUUGGAUAUGUUUCAACCCUUACCAGGGACUCUCCCUUUGUUAGCACCGAGAGCGCUGCAAGUGCACUCGAAGGUAAUGAAAGGAGAAGAGUGCUUAAGGAUUAUUAGAUUCGACUUCAAGAUAUUCAGCCUGAAGCUCCGUUCGGGAGAAUUGCGUUCAGCUCGGACACGUCAAUUUCGAUGGUCCCUCUUCAGAAGGAGAGACUUUACUUGUAA
Cladophialophora psammophila CBS 110553 is the source of this 339-nucleotide messenger RNA. RefSeq lists its product as uncharacterized. The transcript has a single exon. The record is from RefSeq and is a predicted model, not a curated record. The annotation marks the transcript as partial. NCBI's taxonomy places the organism in Eukaryota, Fungi, Ascomycota, Eurotiomycetes, Chaetothyriales, Herpotrichiellaceae.